AUGCUUUUGAGCCGGGUUUUCGGGUUUAAGCACUCCUGCAUUUUCGAGGCUGUUGAUAAACUCGGUACCUAUUGUAAAGUCCAUCUUAUUAUCUAUUUUUCUACUAAAUAUUUUUUGGGUUAUCCCAUACCUCUGUAUCACAAAUGGGUCGACCGUUAUGCACGAGAUCGCUUGCUUGGAAUUGAGUGCGACGAGGAUCCUUGUCAUACUGCUGUGCUAUUCUGUACAGUUUGUGAAAGCCAUUUAUGUGAAAAAUGCGCGGAUACAUCGCAUGACACUAAUGUUCUCUCGAAGCAUCGUCGUAUUCCUCUCAGCGAAAAACCUGCUUCUACGGCUAAUUGCCGUAUACAUAACUCAUAUCCUAUUGAGUUCGUUUGCAAAGAAUCCGGUUGUAGCGAUAGAAAUGGUCUGAUGUGCAUUUUUUGUAGAGACUAUGGCUUACACAAGGUCCACUCACAUUUCAAUAGGCUCAGGGAAGCACUUUGUCGUGAUGAGGAAGCAGCAGUAAGUGCGCUGACUACGCACGUAACUUCAAGAGUGACUACUUUGAAUGCCUAUAUUGAAAAUCUGGACGCAGUUUCGAGCAAG
Molecule: messenger RNA, 588 nt
Organism: Cylicostephanus goldi
Lineage: Eukaryota; Metazoa; Nematoda; Chromadorea; Rhabditida; Strongylidae
Source: the annotation of a GenBank genome assembly